Molecule: messenger RNA, 4630 nt
Organism: Drosophila virilis
Lineage: Eukaryota; Metazoa; Arthropoda; Insecta; Diptera; Drosophilidae
Gene: kirre
Product: kin of irre
Biological process (GO): cell-cell adhesion
Cellular component (GO): cell-cell junction; plasma membrane
Molecular function (GO): cell adhesion molecule binding
Source: RefSeq, a predicted model, not a curated record
AAACAUGUUUUAGUACGUGUUCCGCCGUGUUAGCAAACAGUCGUGUCGCCCCAACGAGCCCAACGGACACGCUGUGUCAGUGUGACUGUGACUCCGACUAGCGACUAUUUAACAUCGUUUGUGGACGCCCGGAAAACUACAGCCGGACGGCCAACAGCAGCAGUAAAACGACAACAGAGCGUCGCGUAGCGUCAACCCCCGCCACUUCCGUCAGUUGGCCACAAAUCAACAACAAAAUAAAAAAAAAAAAACACGUUAAAUACUUGAGAGUAAUUAUGCAAAUCGGCAGAUAUACAUAUAUAUAUAUGUAUAUAGACAUAUGUGGCUAAAACGGUCUCAAAGCAAAUCUCGACGCGUUUUUGUUGCCAUUUUUUUUGCAAGUGCUGCUUUUUGUUGUCGUAGGUUCAAAUAACUAAAGUUGCCACCACCAACAAAAAAUAAAAAAAAUAAAAUAAAAUAAAUAAAAUAAAUAAAUAUAUAUUAAUAUUAUAAAUGCCAGCAGGAUUGUAUGCAAAGUGAAUUUUCUUGCAAUUUCAAAGUCAAUUUUCGAGCAAUUAUUUAGCGUGAUUAAAGCAAAGAAACAUAUCUGUUUUUUUUUUUUUAUUUGUGUGCGUGUGUGUGCGUGUGCGUGUGUGUGUGCUUGUGCAGCUUCCUGUGCAACCGGUCCGCGGGCUCUGGCCCAGGCGACAAGUAACAAGCUGCCACAAGACGCAGCAGCUCGCGCUGCACCUGCAACACGCAAAAAUAAUACAACAACAACAACAACAACGAAAUCUCAAAUAGAAGCAGCCACAAGAAAAAAAAUAUAUAUUUAAAAAUAAAAGUAAAAAAAAACCGAGCGCAGAAAAACCCGUUUUUUGCGGAAAGCUGCUAAACUCGAACAGGCAACAAAACAAGCCGCAGGCAGGCCCAAGGCCGCAACAACAACAACAACAAGACGACAACGAAGACACACAACAAAAGCCACAACAACAACAACAACAACAACAACAAAAACAACAACAACAACAGCAGCAGCAACAACAACAGAAAAUUGUGUCUUGUGCGCGCAUUUUUCCUGCUGCAACUUUGCGGCGCUUUUCACGCUGCUGCUGCCCAAAUUGUGGACAUUUUCUUUAUGCACGCCUGAACUGACUUGCAACGUGUAGAAUGAAGUUGGUGCGUGUCAGUCGCGGCUUGCUGUUGCUCCAACUGGUGCAUCUGCUGCUGCUGCUGGUCGUGCUGCCCGACGGCAUUGUGGCCAAGUCGAAGAACAAAAACAAAUCCAAUCAGAAUACACACUACGGCGACUCCGGCGGCGGCAUCAGCAGCAGCAGCAGCAGCAGCAGCAGCAGCGAUGAUAACAUCAACAACAACAAGCUAAAGGGACAUGGCGAAGGCGGCCAGCACUUUGCCAUGGAACCGCAGGAUCAGACGGCCGUCGUUGGAUCCCGGGUGACGCUGCCCUGUCGCGUCAUGGGCAAGGUGGGCGCACUGCAAUGGACCAAGGAUGACUUCGGACUCGGCCAGCAUCGCAAUUUGAGCGGCUUUGAGCGCUAUUCGAUGGUUGGCAGCGACGAGGAGGGCGACUUUUCGCUGGACAUAUAUCCGCUGAUGCUGGACGACGAUGCCAAAUACCAGUGCCAGGUCGGGCCGGGGCCGCAGGGUGAGCGCGGCAUACGAUCACGUUUUGCCAAUCUGACGGUGCUGGUGCCGCCGGAGGCGCCAAAAAUCCAACAGGGCGACUAUCUGGUCACCACAGAGGAUCGCGAAAUUGAGCUUGAAUGCAUCUCGGCGGGCGGCAAGCCCGCCGCCGAAAUCACCUGGAUUGAUGGACUGGGCAAUGUACUCACAGCCGAGAGCUUCUUUGAGCCGAUGGCCGAUUCGCGACGCAUCAAUACCAAAUCGGUGCUAAAGCUGGCGCCCAAAAAGAAAUAUCACAAUACGACGAUCACGUGCCAGGCACAGAACACGGCCGAUCGCACCUAUCGAUCCGCCAAGGUGCUGCUGGAGGUCAAGUAUGCGCCCAAGGUGUCCGUUUCGGUGGUGGGCGGCGCCCUGGCCGGCGGCCGUAUACCCGAGGGCGCCGAGGUCAUACUCAGCUGCCAGGCGGACGCCAAUCCGCCGGAGGUCAGCUAUCGUUGGUUCAUCAAUGAUGAGCUAAUCACCGGUGAUUUUACCACCAAAAUGAUUAUUCACAAUGUAACACGCAAAUAUCAUGAUGCGAUUGUCAAGUGCGAGGUGGUGAAUGCCGUUGGCAAAAGCGAGGAGAGCGAAACUCUCGACAUAAGCUUUGGACCCGUUUUCCGUCAACGUCCGGUCAGCAAGGAGGCGGACCUGGGCGCCACUGUCACCAUGCGCUGUGAGGUAUCGGGCAAUCCAACGCCUGAGAUCGAAUGGAUCAACGAGAACUCGGAUCAGAUUGUUGGACGCGCACCGGAGCUGAAGCUGAAGGUCAGCAGCGAGACAGCCGGCCGCUACUUCUGCAAGGCGGUGGUCAACGGCUUCCCGGAGAUUGGCGCCGAGGCGACCGUCUAUGUGAAGCGUGCACCGAUUAUCACAUCGCACAAGGUGCAGUUCGGUGCCGUUGGCAGCCGGGCCAAGAUCGAUUGUCUGGCGUUUAGCAUACCCAAGGCGGAGCAUAUACUGUGGUCCUUUGAGGGCAAACUGAUCAAUAUGAGCAGCGCCGAUCCCGACAUCUAUAUAUUCGAGGAGCAUCAUCUGCCGGAGGGCGUGCGCGCAGCGCUCAUCAUCAAGGAGAGCCGCUCGACACACUAUGGCAAAUACAAUUGCACCAUCAUCAAUUCGUACGGUGGGGAUUCGUUGAUUAUUACAUUGGUGCCGGAGCCGGGCAGCAUACCCGUGCCGCUGGUGGUCAUGGGCUCCAUGUCGCUGGUGGCCAUUGUCCUGAUGGUCGUGAUGAUUGUGAUUGUCUAUAGGAAGCGGCGCAGGCGCAAGAAGCCAAUGCCCGCCGAUGUUAUACCGGAGGCAUCGCGCGGCGGCGACAAGCUGAACGAGCUGAAGAGCGAGCUGCGCGCCAAGGCGUACGAUGUGGAAUAUUCGGAGGCCGGCAGCGACGGGCUGGCCAUCAAUCUCACCCAGACCCCGAUGCCGGAUGUCCAGAUGAAGGGCGCCACACUGGGCGUGCCGCUGGCCGGGCCCGUUAAGUUCGAUGAGCGUUUCUCCGGCGACUACAGCGAUCGCUACAAUCGCCAGUGCCACAUCAAGAAUCUCAAGAAUCAGCCGGAUCAGGCCUACAAGGAGACCACCAGCAAUGGCUAUGCGCCCUACUUUGAGUACGCGCUCGACUACAGUCCACCAGCUGACAGCGGCAAGGUGAAGGGCGCCGCCUGUGGCAUCAACUCGGCUACCCUGCCACACUUUGCGGCCAAUGCGUCCGGCGCUGCUCCCAACACAGCCGGGGGCGUGCCCCUCAGCGGUGGGGCCAGUUUGCCGCGCAAUCAGCGUCACGAGCUCCACCACAAUCACCAACAGCAUCAGCAUCAGCAGCAUCAGCAGCAGCAGCAGCCAAAGCUGCCACAGACAUCGCAGGCUAACGGUUUUCUGGGCCAACCGCUGCUGCAGAACGGCAUCGACAGUCGCUUCAGCGCCAUCUACGGCAAUCCCUACUUGCGCACAAACUCAUCCAUAUUGCCACCGCUGCCACCGCCGAGCACCGCCAAUCCAGCGGCCACGCCCGCCCCACCGCCCUACCAUGCCGCCCGGCAUGCCAACAGCAAUGGCGGCCUCAAGCACUUCGGUGCCGGCGGCUACGGUGCGGCCGCCAGCAUCAGCGUUGCCGGGGCAGCGGGCAGCGCCGGCGGCGGCGGCGGGCCGGGCAGCGUCAGCGGCAGCAGCUCCAAUUUGACGGCCAGCAGCAAUACGCUGGCGGCCACGCCUCUCACACAGCCAACGCUGUGCGGCCCAUUGGGCGUGGCCGGGAUGGGGGCGCAGCAGAGCGCACAGAGUCCCUCCGGGCAGUUCAUAUUGCCCACAAAUGGCAAGGGCGUAACACAGAAGGGGCCGCUGGCCACGCAUGUCUAAGCAGUACGCCGGAACCAGCCGGUAGGCAAGAGGAACCCAAAACGGAACCGGAACCGAAAGCGAAACCGAAUAUUGAGAGCCGAAAACGGAACCGGAAACGCAGCUAAAUAACGAGUAUAACGCAUAUUUAUUCAAUUCGUAUUCGUAUUCGUAUUCGUAUUGUCUAGACUCUAGAUACUAGGGAACUAAGCGAGAUAGAGAGAGUGUGCGUGUGUGUGUGUGUGCUUUUUUUUUUCUCGAAAAGAAUUUCGAUUAUAUAUAUAUAUAUAUAUAAAAAACCGUAUUGUGAUUUAUAGCGUUAAUUAUUUUAUGGAAACUCGAUAAAAUAAAAAAAAAAACAUAAGGAAAAUGCAGUCAAGGCAAGGCAACAUGUAUGCAUGUAUGCAUGCAUGCAUGUAUGCAUGCAUGUAUGCAUGUAUGUAUGCAUGCAUGCAUGUAUGCAUGCAUGUAUGUGUAUCUAUCUAGUGCAAAUUUUAAGCUGUUUGUUAUUCAAUAUUCGAGCGCUGAAACUGAUGAAAGCAAAAUGAUAUCAAUUAACGAAACGUAUCGAAAAACACACACAACUUUAAAAGUUCAUUUUAGCAACAAAAUAAACCAGAGAAUUGCA